AUGAUUCCAAACUUGUACAGUGAAGUGAGACAAGAAGUGAUGGCUGAAAUCCAGGAUGCAGAAGCAGUUAGCUUAACUACUGACGUUCACAAGGGGCUCAAAAAUGAAACUGUUUCCAAUUUGUUGAAAAAAGUAAGGCGGAUUGUAGGAUUCUUCCAUCGCAGCAGUACCGCAGCAGCACGGCUUGCUGCUACAGCCACAGCCCGCGGAAUGAAACCCCUCCGGCUCAUUCAAGAUGUCGACACACGAUGGAAUAGCACCUUUGACAUGUUAGAAAGAUUCGCUGGCCAGAGAACUGCUGUGGAUGCCACUAUGAAAUUGCGUAACCUGAAAAUCAAGGAACCCCCGCUUAAUGAAGAUGAUGGUGAGUUUAUAGAUCAGCUGAUUAAGCUCCUUGAGCCAUUCAAGACAGCCUCAACAGUUCUGUGUGUUGAGAAGUUUCCGACAGUCUCUCGUAUAUUCAACUACAAGAAGCUGCUGACUCUGCAUGUGACAGCGAAUGAUUUGGACAGUGAAACCAUCUCAAGAGUCAAGGCUGCCAUGCUCGAAAAUCUGCAAACACGGUACAAUGACGUAGAACCAUUUCUGGUAGAGUGCAGCCUUGUUGACCCAAGAUUCAGGGACAUCCAGUUCAUCACUGAUCAGAACAGAACUGAUGCUCUGGCAGCCAUCAAAAACAGAAUGUCUACCAUUGCUCUCCGGAUGGGAUUGAUGAGACAAACAGCUGUCACACAGGAGGCAGCUAAGGCCACAGCUGAUGACAGUGACCAGCCCCCUCAGUUGAACAUCCUGAAUGAUGAGGAGCAAUCUGAUGACAACAACAACUACAAGGAGCAAGAGCCAGCUAUUGUUGUUGAAGACACCCCAGAGGCAGAUAAUGACAAAACACCAGCAAGUGCUCUAGGACGUUUGUUUGAUGUGUUCAUCACUAAAGAAGAGUCUUCUGCUGCUGAUAAAGUUGAAUUAGAGCUGAACUGUUAUCUGAAAGAAUCAAGGGCGAAAAUGGAAGUGGAUCCAAUAGACUGGGGGGGGCAAGGUCUGACAAAUAUCUUAUUCUAG
Dreissena polymorpha is the source of this 1059-nucleotide messenger RNA. RefSeq lists its product as uncharacterized. The transcript has 6 exons. The coding region runs from base 1 to 1059 and encodes 352 amino acids. The record is from RefSeq and is a predicted model, not a curated record. Lineage: Eukaryota; Metazoa; Mollusca; Bivalvia; Myida; Dreissenidae.